GGAAUUUGUUUACCUUAAGGUGGUGACUUCUUUCAACAUUCGAUUUGAUCCCAUGAAGGGCCAAACACGCCACUGAAAUUCAAGACAGCAAAACCUUCAAAAUUUGCACGGGACUCCAUUUUUCUUUUGUCAUUUUCCAGAAUAACAGGUUAUCUAGAUUUCUUUCAAUCUCUUCUAGACUUCGGUUUCCUAUUUUGCCCAAAUAUGAAAUUCCAAGAACGAUGUACACUUGCAGCCUUGCUGUUGGUUUUAUCUGGCUUUUGUGUCAUUGAGGGUGUCACACAUCUGCCUAUGAAAGAAUGCGAAGAAGCUUUUGAGCAAGAAGUCAAAGACAAAGUUCUUCUUAAUCAUGUGUUUCACUUAGUCGAAGCAUUUAGCCCUGACCUUUGUUUAAUUAUGUGUAACUUCUAUAUAUAUUGUAUUUCCUAUAACUUUGGCCCUUCAGUAGAUAUGCCAGGUUGGACACUAUGUGAGCUCAAUGAUGCSGACAGAUACAUUUUCCCAAAKGAUUUCAWAGACAAGAAAGGCUUUUCAUACAGAGAAAGAAAGAAUCCAUGCUUGAAAAACGGACCUUGCAAAGGAAACAAGACUUGUGCGCGGCUACAGUGUGACCUGAAGCAGUUCACUUGUAUCUGCCCAAAAGGAUAUUUUGGCGAGAACUGUGAAAAGGAUGUUGAUGAGUGUGCUGACAAAUAUGCCCACAAAUGCAAACUUGAAAACCCAGGUGUCCGUUGUGAAAACACUCCUGGGUCUUACAAGUGCGUUUGCUCAGAAGGUUACGUCGGUGAUGGGAUCAACUGUACGAAAAUGGUGUCAUGGAUCAAGAUAAACGUAGCUCCUGUGUGCGUUGGAGUAAGAGAUGACAGCUAUGGGACGGUUAUUGUUCCUUUUGAUGUAAAAGUGAAACAGUUCAAGCUCGUUCAUCUCUCGGGGGGAGUUUCCGCGUUUAGCCCUUCAGCGGUCCAAAACUGGGGAGAUAAUACGUUUCCGCAUUUUCUUCAUUUGGUAAUUACUGACGAGAAUAAUGAUCUAAUUGCACCUUAUCCAGGCUAUCCCAGAUAUUACAAGUAUCAUCUUACCAUUGACAACAUAAUUGUGUCAAGUCAGGAAUUAAUUUUUCCUAUUUCUGAUCCUCCUUUGACACUAAAGAAGGAUGAUAAACUCAGGGUCUGGUUUACUAGAGAUCUUCACAAUGCUGGCGAACAUAGCAGUUACGGUAAAACAUGCUGUGAUUUGUAUGUUUACAAUGUGUAAGAAUACGGAUUAAGUCGAUAUGCAAGACUAUAAUUAACCGCAUUAUUGCCCCCUGCCAGUCCCAUAGAGCAAAAACCCGAGGGCGGACAUUUAACAAUUACAGUGAGUGUCUGUAAAUGCCUAGAUAAUAAACCAAUGUUUGUAGGUUGCUGCGUAAGUAUAUACUAAAUAACAGUAAUCUAGAGUAGAUACAGAGCAUACCAAAAAAAUUAAAAAAUUUCGACAAAUCAAGCCAAGGACGGCGCUUAAGGCCUAAUUGCAAUUUGCAAACAGAGAAAUGUAAAUGAUUAAUAGUGGCAUGGAUUAAUAGAUAUGACAAAUCUUAUUUCAUGUAAUAUAAUUUAAAGUAACUAGUCGCCUGAUAAAUUAAGCUCAUGAUAAUAUUUGAUUUUCGUUUUUCCAAUAACACAUAACUUGUAAAUAGUUGUAGGCGUGGUACAAAUAAAGUUGCUGCUGUUA
Molecule: messenger RNA, 1713 nt
Organism: Actinia tenebrosa (Australian red waratah sea anemone)
Lineage: Eukaryota; Metazoa; Cnidaria; Anthozoa; Actiniaria; Actiniidae
Molecular function (GO): calcium ion binding
Source: RefSeq, a predicted model, not a curated record